AUGCGCCCACGAGGGUCUGGGGCGAUUGGAAUAACGAGGAGGCUGAGGCUUUGGGUGAUGAUUCAUGGACGUCUGGGCACCAGGAGCACGGGGACGAGUCACAUGCGAUUCUCGACGAGUGCGGGGACGAGACACACCUUUCAGGUGGAUGGGGUGACGGUGAUGGCAAUGCCGAAUCUUGGGUCGAAGACGCUGCUCUGCAGGAUGAAUCGUGGGUCGAGGCCAAGGAUUCAGAUGCCAGGAAUCCAUGGCCUGCUGAUCAAGACUGGGAUGACACGCGGGCCGAGGCCUCUAAGGAUUCAGAUGCCAGGAAUCCGUGUCUUGCUGAUCAAGGCUGGGAUGACACGCGGGUCGAGGCCUCUAAGGAUUCAGAUGCCACGAAGCCGUGGCAUGCUGAUCAAGGCUGGGAUGACACGUACGAUCCCUCUGCGGAUACAGAUCGCUGGUGGCUCGAGGAGUCUGCGGUUCCGUGGCCUGAGACUGGGGAGGGGCAGGGCUCUGACUGCAUUUGGUGCCGUUUCCUGGGCAUAUCCCCAACGCCAGCUGCAAAGAACACAGCUUUGCAUCGACAAGUCUCCUGGCGUGAUGAGAAUGGCCUCUCGUUGGAGGAUUUCCCGGACCCAACGGACGACGAUAUCUUCAAUGGCUUCAUCGAAACCAUGGGCAUCGACAUGA
This is a messenger RNA of Symbiodinium necroappetens, 675 nucleotides long. The record is from the annotation of a GenBank genome assembly. Lineage: Eukaryota; Dinophyceae; Suessiales; Symbiodiniaceae.